Molecule: messenger RNA, 2721 nt
Organism: Neltuma alba
Lineage: Eukaryota; Viridiplantae; Streptophyta; Magnoliopsida; Fabales; Fabaceae
Product: protein PHOX1
Exons: 3
Coding region: 44-2230 (728 amino acids)
Molecular function (GO): protein binding
Source: RefSeq, a predicted model, not a curated record
UUUCUUGUUCUAGUUUCCUUGGUGUUGGAUUUUCGGGUACAAAAUGGGGAAGAAAAAGGAGCAAGUGGGGGAUAAAUCCAGUGAUGAUGGUGGCGGGAAUCAAAGCAAAGUUGGAGAUAGUAGCCCCAAAGCGUAUGAUAAGGAUACCAUGGCAUUCAUAUCCAUGGCUCAGGAAUUAAAGGAUGAGGGGAACAAGCUAUUCCAAAAGAGGGACCAUGAAGGAGCCAUGAUAAAAUAUGAGAAAGCUCUCAAGUUGCUUCCAAAAAAUCAUAUAGAUGUUUCAUAUCUACGGAGUAACAUGGCGGCAUGCUACAUGCAGAUGGGACUUGGUGAGUACCCCAGGGCGAUUCAUGAAUGUGAUUUAGCCCUUGAGGUUACACCAAAAUACAGUAAGGCACUGUUGAAGAGGGCUAGGUGUUAUGAAGGUUUAAAUAGACUGGAUUUAGCUCUGAGAGAUGUUAGUAGCAUUUUGAAGAUGGAACCCAAUAAUAUCAUGGCAUUGGAGAUUUCUGAAAGGGUCAAAAAAACCCUUGAGGAGAAAGGAUUAAGAGUGAAUGAUACAGUGAUUGAGUUGCCUCCUGAUUAUGUUGAACCUUCUUAUGCUUUGCCUCCAGAAAAAGCGGUGAAAGAGAAGACACGCAAGAAGAAGAGCAACAAAGUUGAGAUGAAGACCAUUGAUAAUAAAACUGUGGAAAAACAAGAUGGGGAGAAAUUGGAAGAGAAGGUCGAGGACAAUGUUGAGAAGGCUGGGAAGAAAUCUAAAAGAAAGGCCAAGGAGAAAAUUGAUGAGAAGAAAGCCGAUGUUAAAGAGGUUGUAGAGGAAACAAUUAAUGGUAGAAGAGAUGGUAUGCCUAAGAAAACAGCAAAACUUGUUUUUGGUGAGGACAUAAGAUGGGCGGAAUUGCCAAUUAAUUGCAGCCUUUUGCAGUUAAGAGAAGUUAUCUGUGACCGCUUCCCAAGCCUAGGAGCAGUUCUUGUUAAGUACAGAGACCAAGAAGGUGAUUUGGUCACAAUCACUUCUGACUCUGAGUUAAGAUGGGCAGAAACUUCAGCAGGAUCACAAGGUUCAAUCCGGCUGUACAUUGUUGAAGCUACUCCUGAGCAGGAUCCAUUCUUUGAGAAACUUCACAAAAUGGAGGUGCAAAAGCCUCCUGUCAGUAGAGCUCCUGAGAAUGGCUGCGUGUUGAAAGAAAAGGAAGUGAUAAACUCAUCUUGCAUUGAGGAUUGGACAAUACAGUUUGCCCAGCUGUUCAGAAACCACGUUGGAUUUGAAUCUGAUAGAUAUUUGAAUUUUCAUGAGCUUGGGAUGAAGCUCUAUUCUGAGGCUAUGGAGGACACAGUUACAAGUGAAGAAGCACAAGGCUUAUUUGACAUGGCGGGAGAUAAGUUCCAAGAGAUGACAGCUCUAGCGUUGUUCAACUGGGGAAAUGUUCACAUGUCUAGGGCAAGGAAGAAAGUUUAUUUCCCUGAAGAUUCUUCUAAGAAGCAUCUAUAUGAACAAAUCAAUAGUGCAUAUGACUGGGCAGAGAAAGAAUAUAAAAAUGCAGGAGAAAAAUAUGAAGCAGCCGUUCAAAUGAAAUCAGAUUUUUUUGAAGGCUUUCUGGCGCUGGGGCAGCAACAAUUUGAGCAAGCAAAACUUUCUUGGUAUUAUAAUGCAAUCAGCGGCAGUGCUGAUUCAGCAUCGUGGCCCUCUGCUCAUGUUCUUCAGCUUUAUAACAAUGCUGAAGAUAAUAUGGAAAAAGGAAUGCAGUUAUGGGAACAGUCAGAGGAGCAUCGCUUGAUCGAAGCCUCCAAAUCCAAGGAUGUCAAAUUACUCUUAGAUGACAUGGGAUUGGAUGGUAUGCUUAAAAAUAUAUCAGCUGAUGAAAUUGCUGCGCAGGCUGCAAAUAUGAGAUCUCAGAUAAAUCUGCUGUGGGGUACCAUGCUAUAUGAGCGUUCAAUUGUGGAAUUCAAAGUUGGGUUACCAGUAUGGCAUGAAUCUUUGGAAGUAGCUGUUGAGAAGUUUAAACUUGCUGGAGCUUCUCCUACAGAUAUAUCUGUGAUGCUGAAGAACCACUGUUCAAAUAAUACUGCUGCUGAUGGUCUAGAGUUCAAAAUUGAUGAAAUAGUACAAGCAUGGAAUGAGAUGUAUGAAGCUAAAAAGUGGCAGCGUGGAGUUCCUUCAUUUCGCUUAGAAACCUUAUUUAGGAGGCGAGUUUCAAAAAUUUAUCAUGCCUUGGAGCUUGUGUGAGUUUCUUCUUGUGCAAGUUGAUGGAGAAUUACAGAGCCAGUACUUCCUUACACUUCUUCGCUUGUAAUGCUAUUUCGUCAUCUGAAGGUGUUCUUUCUACUUGAAGAGUUCGAACUUAACAUUGGACUUUUGGAAACAAUUAUUCAUUUUCAUUAUGCUUGGAUGUUCAAGGCCAUAAAGGUCUAUAUGAUUUCCUUUACUACACCUUGGGAAGGUGGAGUUGCAGCAAUCUUUUUUAUGUGGUUCAGGCCAUAAAGGGCACUUUGAACUUUGAUUAUAGUUUCCUAGGGGUGAGUAGGAUAUUGAAUUUGUAUCAGAAGCCGUCGGAGAGUCAUGUAGUGUAGUUUAUUCCAUUUGUAACCGUCCACUCGAGGGAGUAUUGCUAGGUAAUUUCCUUUUGUAUUAGACUAUUGAUUUACGGAUUGCUACUUAUUGUACUGCUAAAUGUCAAAGAAAUAUAGAAGCAAAAGCCGCGGAUUUCUGUUCUGAUA